This is a messenger RNA of Recurvomyces mirabilis, 867 nucleotides long. RefSeq lists its product as uncharacterized. The transcript is spliced from 2 exons. Bases 1 to 867 code for a protein of 288 amino acids. Lineage: Eukaryota; Fungi; Ascomycota; Dothideomycetes; Mycosphaerellales; Teratosphaeriaceae. The record is from RefSeq and is a predicted model, not a curated record.
AUGGCAUUGAUCCGCAAGGACAACCGCUACACACUAUCCGUCAAACCAGUCGACUACUCGCUCACAGAAGGCACGAAUAUACCGGCCCCUCUCGACACACCGCCACGGUCACCAGCUGGUAGUGCAAGACCGCCGACAUCUGGAGGAGGCCCGCUCACAUCCCACCCAGCAACACCAGAAGAUAUGCCUGGUGCCUACCCCAUCACACCCAGUGCCACGAGGGACUUGGACGAUCUGGCCAAGAUCAACACAUCCAUGUUCACUGGCAGGGUAGAGAAGGCCGAUAGUUUCCGCACCCCUUACUCGCCAGCCUCCGCCGUUCCAACAAACACAACCUCUUCCCCUGAGCAACCACAACGUCGCCCUUCUGGUGUCCGAAGGCUAUUAAGCCUGAGUAGUCUACGGUCCUCCUUCAACAGCUCGAGAACAUCUCUAAGUCUUCCACGACAACCAUCGGAUGCGCCCGCGCCCGCACCCGCGAUCAACAAUCUCAAGCGUCCCUCGACUGCCAGCAUCAUGUCACAUGCCGAGUCCACGAACUAUCAACCACGACCGGACUUGAGGAGGAAGAAGUCAAGUGGUUGGUUCAAGAGGAAGAGCGGGAUGUUUAUGCUCAAUGACGACAAUACACUCGCCGCUGUAGAUGAGAGCACGUCGAGACCGGAUACUCGAGAUAGCAAGAGGCUGAAGGAGACCAUCGAACCUGCGCCGCUUCUACCCGAGGUGGGUAGGCUCAAGGGUGGAAGAAUAGGGAAUGGAGAGAUCGGCUGGGAUGAAAACCUGUUUGGGAGGACAGGCGGUAAAUGGGCCGUAUACAUUCGACAGUUGCGAGGAACGCGAGACGAGCUGUACAAGGACGAGUGGUGA